Molecule: messenger RNA, 1419 nt
Organism: Nanorana parkeri
Lineage: Eukaryota; Metazoa; Chordata; Amphibia; Anura; Dicroglossidae
Gene: FGL2
Product: fibrinogen like 2
Exons: 2
Coding region: 58-1335 (425 amino acids)
Source: RefSeq, a predicted model, not a curated record
CCUGCUGCCACUAUAUAAGCUGUACAGCUUCGCAGUUCAGCAUCUCUCGCUGUAAAGAUGAAGUCUCUCCUCGGUGCAUUAGUCUCUUUUGCUUUGUUAACUGCCCUACAUGCUGCAGAAGAACAGAAUGUUCCAUCAGAAAAGCCUACUAAUGCCUGUUCUAUAAAAAUGAAGACUGGAGGCAAAUGUGAUGAAGAUGGCAAUUGUCCCUACCAGGUAACUCUGCCUCCUAUGACUAUUCAGCUCCCUAAGCAGUUUCAGCUGCUUGAAAAAACUCUCAAAGAAGUACAAAGCCUGAAAGAAAUGGUAAGUAACCUGAAGAAAUCAUGCCAGGACUGCAAACUGCAGGCAGAUGACAAUCUGGAGAAGGAUAAGGAUGAGGUGCCAAAUGAGGGCCAGAUUAAUCAAAUACAAGAUCUGCAGUCUAAGGUUAAGAAAAUGUCUAUUAGUCUGAAGAACGCUCGAUCUCAAAUAAACACCUUGCAGGGUCAGCUGGAGAAGAUGAACUCAGUCAGUAUGAACAAUGUGGAAGAAUAUAUUGACAGUAAGGUGGCCAAUUUAUCAAGCGAAAUGAACAGCUGGGACAAAUGCUCAUAUAAUUGUCCACUACUUAAGCCGAAUACAAGCAUGCAGUUUAUCUACAAAGACUGCGCUGAUUACUUCAAGCUAGGCAAAAGGCUUAAUGGGGUUUACCACAUCAUGCCAGAUCCAAAGAACAAAACAUUUGACGUGUACUGUGAUAUGGAGUCCAUGGGUGGAGGAUGGACAUUGGUGCAGAGUCGUCAGGAUGGCAGUAUAAAUUUUAACAGGACAUGGAAUGAAUAUAAAAAUGGUUUUGGUAACCUUACUGGAGAGUUUUGGCUGGGUAAUGAUAAGAUACAUCUGUUGACCAAAAGCAGCAACAUGAUGCUGAGAAUUGAACUUGAGGACUUUAAGGGUGUGAAGGAACAUGCCACAUAUGACCAGUUCUAUGUGGCCAAUGAAUACCUUAAAUAUCGAUUGUCAGUCAGUGGCUACAGUGGAACCGCAGGUGAUGCCCUCCUCUUCAGCAAGCAGUACAGCCAUGACCAAAAAUCCUUUACAACACCAGACAAAGAUAAUGACAGAUAUCCAUCCGGAAACUGUGGGGCUUACUACAGCUCUGGAUGGUGGUUUGAUGCAUGCAUGUCAGCCAAUCUAAAUGGCAAGUACUAUAGGAGUGACUACAAGGGAGUGCGCAAUGGAAUUUUCUGGGGUACAUGGAAAGGUGUGGAUGAGGAACAUAUCAGCAGCUUCAGGCAAGCCUUUAAAAAUGUCAGAAUGAUGAUCAGACCAAAAGACUUCUCAUCAUCAUAAGCUUUUUUUCUAGUUUUAGCCAGAGUGGGGAAGGGUUACUGAUAUUGUCUCUGUUGGGAAGAUUUGCUCCCAUUUUAGGUCUCG